CACAGUGUUAGACAGUGGCCUAUUAGUAGCUGCGGGAGGUGGGGCUAUGGUGUCAGUGCUGGUCGUCGUCACACGUGAUCUGGCAGUAGUUCCAGGUGGUUACAUCGGGAAAUAGGAGAUCAUGACGCUCUACUGGAGGCUGAGUCUUCUGCUUCUGGCCCUAAGUGGUGUUGUGUGGCUGGCACAGGCAGAAGAUGAAGGGGAUGAUGAUGAUAUCAAUGUGGAGGAUGAGUUGGAUGCUGUAGGAGAAGGGGAAGAUGAGGGAGAAGAUGAUGGGGAGAAGACCCUUCCCCCACCUGCUGUCCCAAAGGUGGUCUACAAACCUCCAGAGCCCAUGGGCGAUCACUAUUUUGCGGAAUCAUUUGACAAGGGAACUCUGGACAGUUGGGUGUUGUCCAAAGCGAAGAAGGAUGGCAUAGAUGAGGAGAUUGCUAAGUAUGACGGAAAAUGGGCAGUGGAGGAAAUGAUUGACAGCCGUCUCCCUGGAGAUAAGGGUUUGGUGCUAAAGUCCCGUGCAAAGCACCAUGCCAUUUCUUCUCCAAUGCUGAGGCCCUUUGUCUUUGAUACCAAGCCAGUCAUUGUGCAGUAUGAAGUGAACUUCCAGACAGGUAUAGACUGUGGGGGCGCCUAUGUGAAGCUGCUUUCUCAGACUCCUGACCUUGACCUGGACCAGUUUGUAGACAAGACCCCUUAUACGAUAAUGUUUGGGCCAGACAAGUGUGGUGAGGACUAUAAGCUUCACUUCAUCUUCCGUCAUAAAAACCCCAAAACCGGCGAAUUUGAGGAAAAACACGCCAAGAAACCAGAUGCAGAUUUGCGCACCUACUACACGGACAAGAAGACCCACCUGUACACCUUGGUACUGAACCCAGACAACAGCUUUGAGAUGCUGGUGGACCAGCUGGUAAUUAACAGCGGGAACCUUCUGAAUGACAUGACCCCAGCAGUCAACCCCCCAGCUGAGAUUGAGGACCCAGAUGAUCACAAACCUGAAGACUGGGAUGAGAGACCCAAAAUCCAGGACCCGGAUGCAGUCAAACCUGACGACUGGGAUGAGGAUGCCCCAGCUAAGAUCCCAGAUGAGAAUUCUGUGAAGCCAGAUGGCUGGCUGGACGACGAGCCAGCAUAUAUACCUGACCCAGAUGCAGUUAUGCCUGAGGACUGGGAUGAGGAAAUGGAUGGAGAAUGGGAAGCCCCGCAGAUCCCCAACCCCAAGUGUGAGUCUGCACCCGGUUGUGGCACUUGGGAGCGACCCAUGAUUGACAACCCAAGCUACAAGGGCAAGUGGAAACCUCCAAUGAUCGACAACCCCAACUAUCAGGGUGUGUGGAAACCGAGGAAGAUCUCCAACCCUGACUACUUUGAGGAUCUGCACCCCUUCCGCAUGACCCCUUUCACUGCUGUGGGGCUUGAGCUCUGGUCUAUGUCCUCUGACAUAUUCUUUGACAACUUCUUCAUCACGUCAGACCGGAAUGUUGCAGACCGCUGGGCAAGUGAUGGUUGGGGUUUGAAGAAGGCUGCUGAGAGUGCUUCUGAGCCUGGCCUGGUGACUCAGAUGCUGAGUGCUGCAGAGGAGCGGCCUUGGCUCUGGGUGAUCUAUGUGCUGACAGUGGGUCUGCCUGUUGUCCUCAUCUUCGUUUUCUGCUGUUCUGGCAAGAAGAAGACAUCACCUGCUGACUAUAAGAAGACUGAUGAACCUCAGCCAGAUGUGAAGGAAGAGGGUGAGGAAGAAAAGGCAGAUGAGGAAGAGGAAGGAAAUGAGGAUGAAGAUCAAACUGAGGACAAGAAGAAGAGUGACGCGGAAGACAGUCCAGCAGAGCCUGGACUUGAAGAGGAGGAUGAGGAGGAGGAGGAGGAAGAGGAGGAGGAGGGCGAGAAAAGCAAAGUUGAUGAGAAACACGAAGACGAUGUCCCGAGAAGGUCUCCCAGAAACAGGAAAGUGAGGAAAGACUGAAAGAGCCCCUCCCUUCCCCUAAGCCCUGAUUUUCCCACCCCUCUGUCACCCACUCCAUCCCACAUCCUGGAUGUCUUCUACCCAGCCUCACAGCAGUGACGACUGCAGCGUGGCACACUGUCUCCUUCAAGAUCAGUACAGAACAAUCAAGAACUGGGCCAACCUUGACAGCAAUGAGAAUGAAUAGAACUGGCUUUUAAAAAAAAAAAAAAAAAAGCGGGGCAAGGAGGUACCAUUUCUUAGCAGUGCAGCUGACUAACUUUGGAACUUGACCCCUCCCAUCACUUAAACCACAGCUUCUAACCGCUUCAGGCAGUAUUCAUUGACUGCUGAUUGUUUCAGACACUACAGAUUUACGUGCAAACCCUUGCGUGUUUUACUAGAAUUUAGGUAGCGCCACGUGUCUGAGUAUUUGGCCUGAAUGGCUGUAGAUUUAUGUGAAGGGCCACGUAUCAUAUCUUCUGGCCAAAGUUACCUGAAGGCUCUUAACACGGGCUGCAUGAGACGGAUUCUUUCUCUUAAGGACAAAUCUGUUGGUGUCUUACCAGUGUGGUUUCUCUCAUCUCCCCCCAGUCAGAAAUGCUUGUCAAGGUGCCGUUGCAGAUUCAGUGCCCGGUUGAAGUGUCGGGACAGAGGGUGUCAUCGGCAGCCCUCUUGGUUAGAUUGUAUUGCUGGUGCAGCUGUAGACUGUGGAAAUUACCUGAAUGUAAUGUGAGGGGUUUUUUUAUGAUGCAUUUUACUUUUUCCCGGAAUAUUUGAUUACGUUGUCUUUUGGUUUGGUAAUAAAGAAACAUGUUUGGAGGCUGGUACAAUUCUCUGUGGAGUAUAGUUCAUUGUAACUGUGUCAAAGAUCAGGAUUAUCAGCUUGGGUCAUCCACAUGAAGUAGGAUAUUGGUGACUUUUUUUUGGGGGGGGGGAGGGGGUGUUCCCACUGUGUACUGUGUUCUCCCCCAUUUGUAGAUGAGUCAGUCCCUGUUCGCAUGUUGAUGUCAUUUCCUGUCAGUGCAGAUUGUCGCACAGGAAAUAAUUGUCCAUCUCCAAGGGAGUCUACAGCCUCCAGGCUACACAUCUACAAUAAAAGAUACCUACAUCCUAAAUAAGCACAGAGUUUUCAUCUUUAGUCAACUGGUCAACUCCGAGGUUGUGCUUACACAAGGCAACUAAAGUCUCCUCAUGUUACUUAGAAAAUAUGCAUAAAUGUAAACCUCCGGCAUCAAGCCUGCAUGGAAAGGUCAAGAGAGUCACUUGUAAUGAUUGCAGGAUUAGUCUGAACACAGUGUUUGUCAGCUCUAAAAUUUCACCUUUUCUCUCCCCAUUUUGCAUAUGUCCAGGAGUGUGGGUCUAUCUGUUUCAGGUGUACAAUUUUAAUGGUGGGAAAGGGGUUGGGGGCAGUGCAUCCCAGCAUGCACGUCAAAACUGUUCUUUGUGCACAGGGUCAUUCACUGUGCCCAGUUUAACAUUCAUGUGAAGCAAAGGUGAAGCAGUGCUUCAAAAAGACUGUUCCCAGUGACGGUUCUUUUUCACUUUAGAGUUAGUGAACUGAGUUAAUGGAAGUUAGAGGACAAGUUUUUGAACCUUUGAUUUGUGGGAAACGUAACGAAAAAAGUCAGGCAUCCAGAGUGAUAACGCAGCACAUGGUUGGAGAGAUGCAUGUUGCUUCCUGAUGGCGACUCAUCGCUCCAUUUGUGGCUGGUUGCCAAAAACGUGUAUGUAUCAGUUUAACUAAUUUAUCAAGCACACUAGGAUAACCAUUUUAAUUCAUGUGUUAGCUCUGAUUUUAUGUCUUAGUAAAACUCUAGAGUGAAUUAAAAUAUUUAAAACCACGCUGUCAAGAAGAAAAGAAUCCUUUCUCAUGACUGUUAUGUAUGUUAAAUGCAGUAAACUAUAUAAAUGGACCCAUGCCAUUUUUUGCUGAAAAAUAAAGAAUGGAUAAAUGUCUAA
Molecule: messenger RNA, 3895 nt
Organism: Brienomyrus brachyistius
Lineage: Eukaryota; Metazoa; Chordata; Actinopteri; Osteoglossiformes; Mormyridae
Gene: canx
Product: calnexin
Exons: 15
Coding region: 122-1954 (610 amino acids)
Biological process (GO): protein folding
Cellular component (GO): endoplasmic reticulum; endoplasmic reticulum membrane
Molecular function (GO): calcium ion binding
Source: RefSeq, a predicted model, not a curated record